This is a messenger RNA of Apiotrichum porosum, 3093 nucleotides long. RefSeq lists its product as uncharacterized. Lineage: Eukaryota; Fungi; Basidiomycota; Tremellomycetes; Trichosporonales; Trichosporonaceae. The record is from RefSeq and is a predicted model, not a curated record. Bases 1 to 3093 code for a protein of 1030 amino acids. The transcript is spliced from 6 exons.
AUGGAGGUAUCCACAUUCUUCACGCGUCUCCUCCAGGCGCCAAAGCCGGCUGCAUCAGCCCAGGCCCCCGACGACGUGGCCGAUUUCGACACUGCAUGGACAGCACUCAAGGACACACUCGAGCAUCCCGAUGAGCGCCAGCUCGCAAGAGGAAUCGCGGUCACCGACGUCCCGCGCCAGCUCAAGCACCUCGUCGAUGCGCUCGUGUACGAAGGCAACAGGGUCGAUGAAGACACUACAGGUGCCUGUCUCGAGUAUUUUCUUCGACUCGACAUUCUUGCCCAGCUCGAGCGACUGAGUGAGCGCGACCGGCCACGCGGUGUGAAGGCCGAGGUCCUGCGCGCGGUCAACAACCUUGUCGUCCUCCUGCCCGAACGCUUCCUGGUACACAAUGCCGUCCACAGGCCUCUACGCCGUCUGCUGCGCAACUGUGUCGGUGACGCGCCGGUCGAAAAGGUCGACGGCGAGGCGCGAGUGCUUGGCGCAGCGGCAGCCGAGGACCACGAUAACAGUGCCCUGGACGAGGAUCUCGUCGACCUGAUGUGUAUCAUCUGCUCGCGGAUGCGUGCAUACCCGCCUCUACUCCUCAUCUUCUUCCACGACAAGGGCUGGCUCGUCCCCCACGCUUCGUCCGGAGCGCCUCCCCUUCCUGCUUCCCCACCAGCCGCGACUGCGACUCUUGACCCGGCACGCGCGCUUUCCCCUGCUCCGUCGACAAAGACUGGCAUGUCGGCAGCUUCAGCUGCAUCAGCGGACCCAACAGCCACGCACUUUGAGUUUUUGCUGUUCAGCUACCUGCUGCGCUUUGUGCACCGUGAGGGCCGAACAGGCGACUUUGCGCGCGCAGGUCUGUUAUUCCUCUUUGACAUUGCCUUCCUCACUGGCGAAGAGGGCGACGGCCUGAGCAUGACUCCAGGCGUCGACGGUGUCGACCCGUUGCAAGACGCCCGAGACGCUCUGGCAGAGUACAUUCUCGAUGGGGACUUUGCCGACGUCAUGGCCGCAGGACUCGGUGCGGCCUACUCUGUUCUUCCUUCCAAAGUGCGCGUGCCGAGCUUGGCCGAGCAGGCCAGGGAGGACCCAGAGCUGGACAGGAGCGGAGGCAUGCAGCUUGGCGCCGAUGUGGAAGAGGACGACUUUGACCUGCCGUCGUCUGCCGACUUUGAGGUGCGCGCUCAGCUGGACCUCCUCCUCAAGCUCUUCGGCUUCCUCCAGGACAUUCUCUACCGCUGUCGGUCACCCGUCCUGCAUGCCGACCCCAUGGCGCGGACCGUGUCCUCAGCCCAGGUUCUUGGACCGGCAGUCGCAGAUGCGGCACUGGACGCGAUCCAGACGGCGUUUGUUGACAAUGUCCUCUACCCUUCCAUUCUCGAAUGCUCCUCUUCGGACGGUUCGGCAGUGGCCGUCUUGACGUACCUCGACGUCCUGUUAGCCAACCUCGAAGACGGCCCGGUCCUGCAGCGCGUCCUCGAGGUGCUUAUGGACGCCGACGCUGCGGUGCCAGUGUUCUCGCCCCAGUCAAAGAAGAAGCACCGCAAGACGGGUGCGAUGGACUUUGUCACGCCCACAACAGGCCACCCAGAGUACUACCACAGCGAGGGCCGGUUCACACUACGUGACCUCGUGCUCGAUAACCUGCGGUCGUCGGUCUCGGAGGCAAGUACUGCCGCGCUGCAUCUCCUCUCCACGCUCUUGAGCGACCAUUGUCGUCGUGUCACCCCCAUGCUCCUCACUGUGGUGCGCGAACCCAUGGCCACGGCACUCGCCCGACGAACCCUCCCACCAGCUGGCGCCGAGGACGGUCCGAGCCCGCUGCCAAUGCCCGUCAACUCCACCGACGUCCACCUCCAAGAGCCAGAGCUGUACGGCGCUCUCGUUCCUCGUCUGGACGAGGGUGUGCCCAUGGGCAUCGACACUGCUGCGGGCUUUGCCUCGUACCUCACCGACGCCCAUGCCGUUCUGGAGACUGACGGAUGCUGGCUUGCUGCGCGCAUCCCACUUCAGUUUGUCCAGGAUGACGGCAAGCCCGCCCUCUUGCGUGUUGGCGAAUACGACCAAGACCCUCUUCAGCACGCCUUGUCGCCCUCCGACCCCGUGGUGCGCCAGAUCCUCUCCGACCUGGCCAGCUGGUUUACCGCGUCGCCCGAUAAGAAUGUCGCCCUUACAGGAACCAUUUCGUCUCUCAUCCAGUGUCCCAACCGCUCGCUGGCAGGCUGGCUGCUGUACAAUGUCCCCGAGGUGGACCCAUGGCAGGCUACCGACGACGCGACGUCGGAAGUCUCGGUAGGCGAAAGGGGGGCGCGGUCCGCCUCUCGUGAAGACGCACCAGCACAGACUUUGCCGGCAGUCUACCAAAUCCUGCGCGAGCUUGUCCGCCAUGUCGGCCAGUUCCGCGGCACGGUGGAGGGCUUUGACCGUCUCCUCGCCGAGAGGAGACAAGGUCUGCUGUUUGCCGACCACCUACAAGAGGCCAUGAGCGUCAUGCUCGAGGCGGACGUGACGUCGCCGCCAUACUCGCCGCGUCUGGGGUUCCCCCAGGCCUCCAGGAAACAGUCUGGGCUGGCCACGUCGCUCAAAACAUGGCUGUCGCCCCGGAAGAAACCCAGUACACCCUCUCUGGCAUCGCCUGCAUCUGCACCUACACCUCCGCCGCCUGCACCGGACUUUGGUGGGUCGCCGGCCACACCGGGCACGCCCAGCACGCCCAGCCGGCCCCGGAGCGGCACCAUGUCGGGCGAGCCUGGCGGUAUCAUCACUGCGCCAGACCACAACCUCCCCUUCAAGUCGCACUACGCCCAAGUGGCCGACGUCGGCCACCUUGAAGUCGAGACGGUUGCCGGAGUGUCGUCGGGUCCGUGGGCGCCACGCAUGACGCCGUCCCUCUCGCUCCCGAGCACCCCGCGCUUCGGAGACGAGGCCUACCUGGAGGAUGUGUCGCCCACGUCCCCGACCGAUACAGUCACACGGACGACCCAGUCGACCGUCAGCGUCGUCCUGGACAACUGUAUCGUGCUGGAGGAGCUCAUCAAGGAGCUCGUGGCGCUCAUCACUGCGCGGAGGGCGCUGGGGAUCGAUCAGGUGGGAUUCGUGUAG